UUCCCGGAAGUAGUUGCUAGGCUCACGUUUAUGCUCGAUUUAUUUACAUCAUAUUGCGUUUUACAGACAGCCAAGUAUGAAUCGUUUGUUGACAAAGUCAGUCUUGUCAAGGGUUCCCAUGACAUUUUGUCGCCUGGCAGCAAUUAGAUUCUCGUCAGCUGCCGGCAGUAAGGAGAAUCUUGAAAAGUUGGUGCAAAACAACAAAGUUGUUGUGUUCAUGAAGGGCACGCCUGAUGCUCCAAGGUGCGGAUUUAGCAAUGCUGUCGUCCAGAUCCUCAACUUCCACGGCGUUGAUGAUUACGACGCACACAAUGUACUUGCUGAUGAAGAUCUAAGACAAGGUGUAAAGGAGUUCAGUAACUGGCCAACAAUUCCCCAGGUGUAUAUGAAUGGAGAGUUUAUUGGAGGAUGUGAUAUUUUACUGGACAUGCACAAAAAUGGAGAACUAAUUGAAGAAUUGCAAAAAGUUGGAAUAAGAUCUCAACUUCUUGAUCAUCCGGACAAGCAAGCCUAGUGCUAUGGUGUGUAGGUAUGAUGUGGCCACAAGUGCAGAAAACAUAUGGACAGAGUCAAAAAUAAGAAUACCACUGUACCCAGUUUGAAGAUUAGUGUCAUAAGUAUUCAGAUCUGUGUUUCUUCCUUAUUCAUAGUUCUGUGUUAACUGAUAGGUUCCUUGAUGGACUUGAACAAUUCUUUUAUUCAGCUUAAACUAUUUGCUAAUAAAAGAGUUUAACAUUU
Molecule: messenger RNA, 738 nt
Organism: Haliotis rufescens (red abalone)
Lineage: Eukaryota; Metazoa; Mollusca; Gastropoda; Lepetellida; Haliotidae
Product: glutaredoxin-related protein 5, mitochondrial-like
Exons: 2
Coding region: 77-514 (145 amino acids)
Source: RefSeq, a predicted model, not a curated record